Penicillium nucicola is the source of this 960-nucleotide messenger RNA. It is a transcript of the gene dscB, whose product is annotated as protein dscB. The record is from RefSeq and is a predicted model, not a curated record. The transcript has 2 exons. NCBI's taxonomy places the organism in Eukaryota, Fungi, Ascomycota, Eurotiomycetes, Eurotiales, Aspergillaceae. Bases 1 to 960 code for a protein of 319 amino acids.
AUGCUCACCUCCGGCCUAACAAACACACCCCUAACAAAACUCCUCCUAAUCUACACAAUCGCCUCCUCAAUCGCCCUCUCCCUCUUCGACAUAAAACAUCUCGCCUCAAUCUCCAUCUCGCCCCAUUUCUGGCCCUACGCCCAAUUCUGGCGCGCGGCAGUAUGGCACCUCGUCGGCUUUGCCAAUUCCACCGAGGCGCUCUUCGCAUCCAUGCUCGUCUACCACAUGCGCGUCGUUGAGCGUGCAUGGGGGAGCAGGAAGAUGGCCACCUUCCUCCUCACGACCCUCCCAUACACCACCCUCCUCCCACCCCUCCUCCUGUCCCUCCUCGUCCGCCCCCUCUCAAUGAACAACCUCAAUUACCUACCCUCCGGCCCGACGGCCAUGAUAUUCGCCCUGUUGGCGCAGUAUCAUGCGAGUAUACCGCAUACGUAUCGGUAUCGCAUCGGGACAACGACUACUGCCCCCACUACUCCCCCCAACACAGAUACCAACACCACUGAAACUGGAACUGAAACUGAACCUGGAACUGGAGCUGGAACUGAAUCCUCCAAUCAACAGCCCGCUGAUACCCCCAAACCCCCCAAACCAAGCCUGACUCUCCUCCUCUCGGAUAAAUCAACAACCUACCUCGUCGCUUCCCAGCUAGCCCUCUCGCAAUUCCCGGCUAUGCUUCUGCCCGCGGCGCUAGGGUGGAUUGUUGGCUUUGCGUGGCGCGCGGAGAUCCUGCCUGGUCUUUCGCCUGCCGUGAAUGGAUUUAGGGUUCCUGCUUGGGUUGUUGGGGAGAGGGAGCGGAGGGGUACUGGUGCUGGUGCUGGCGGGGAGAGGGAGAGGUAUGAGGACUUGAGGAGGAGGUUGGAAGGGGAGGCCGCUGCUUCGGCUUCGGCUUCUGCUUCUGCUUCUGGGCUGGAUGGGGGUGAGACUGCUGCUGUUGUUGAUCGCCUGAGGGGGGAUUGGUAG